AUCGCGCACCAUGGCACCAGUAACGCUUUGCGGGCUUUAGCCACUUAUAAACCGUCGGAUAUUUAGACCGGACGGUUAAGAUCACGCCCCGUAUCAACCGUUAGUUAAGGCGGGUGCCGGCCGUAUUCCCUUCCCGUGUGGGAAAUGCUGUUUCAGGUAUGCGUUUGGCAACUUCCUUUCUUCAUUAGUAAGAAAUCCAAUAUAAGGCGGUUUAUACAGGACUGGAAUCAAUAAAGAGAAGCGUGGCACCACUAACUUUCCUUUUUCCCACUACUAUACAUGCACAACCAGAUCCUCAACACAAGGGAAACUAGUUUUGCGUUGCGAGGAGAGACUUGAGGAAGAGCAUACAGCUUCCCCUCUCUCUCUUUGCAGACUGAGCUCCACAAUCAAACCUUAAAAAUCUGCUUAAGUGACUGAAUCAUGUUUGGGUAUGGUGGAAGGAGUGAUAACACCAAGUAUUAUGAGAUUCUUGGUGUCUCAAAGAAUGCUAGUCAAGAUGAAAUGAAGAAGGCUUAUAAAAAAGCUGCCAUAAAGAAUCAUCCUGACAAAGGUGGAGAUCCUGAGAAGUUCAAGGAGCUGGCUCAUGCUUAUGAAGUUCUUAGUGAUCCAGAGAAGAGAGAUAUUUAUGACCAAUAUGGUGAAGAUGCACUUAAAGAGGGAAUGGGAGGAGGAGGUGGGAGUGGUGUUCAUAACCCAUUUGAUAUAUUUGAAUCACUUUUUGGCAGAUCUUUUGGUGGGGGAGGCAGCUCAAGAGGAAGAAGGCAGAAGCGAGGUGAUGAUGUAGUACAAACUCUGAAGGUUACCUUAGAGGACUUAUAUAAUGGAACAACCAAGAAACUCUCUCUUUCUAGAAAUUUUAUGUGUACUAAAUGUAAAGGGAAGGGCUCAAAGAGUGGAGCUUCUGGGAUGUGUUAUGGAUGCCAAGGUUCAGGAAUGAAAAUUACAACACGACAGAUUGGCCUGGGCAUGAUUCAGCAGAUGCAACAUAUCUGUCCGGAAUGCAGAGGCUCAGGUGAGGUCAUCAGUGAGAAGGAUAAAUGCCCACAGUGCAGGGGAAAAAAAGUAUCUCAAGAAAAGAAAGUGCUGGAGGUACAUGUUGAGAAAGGGAUGCAUCAUGGCCAGAAAAUAGUUUUUGAGGGUCAAGCUGAUGAAGCGCCUGAUACGGUUACUGGAGAUAUUGUUUUUGUAUUGCAACUGAGGGAUCACCCCAAGUUUGAGCGGAAGGUUGAUGAUCUCAUUGUGGAGCGCACCCUCAAUUUAACAGAGGCGCUCUGUGGAUUUCAGUUUGUCCUGACUCACCUUGAUGGCAGGCAACUUCUGAUCAAAUCAAAUCCUGGCGAGGUCAUAAAGCCUGGUCAAUACAAAGCAAUCAAUGAUGAGGGAAUGCCACAGCAUGGUCGGCCCUUCAUGAAAGGCAAGCUUUAUAUCCAUUUUAAUGUGGAUUUCCCCGACUCUAGGAUUCUUUCCCCUGAGCAGUGCCAUACUAUAGAGACCAUACUUCCCUUGAGGUCAAGAAAGCACUUGUCUGACAUGGAGCUUGAUGAGUGUGAAGAGACUAUUUUGCAUGAUGUCAAUAUGGCGGAGGAGGAGAAGAGGCGAAAACAGCAGCAGAGAUAUGAGGCAUAUGAAUAUGAUGAAGAUGAUGAGCCAUCAAUGUCAGGUGUACAAUGCGCUCAGCAGUAAGUGAAAGACUGCCUUGUUUGCAAUGGUAGCUACAUCAGCUUAUUACUAUCCUCACAGAUCGGCGUUUUGGAUUCUGCCUAGUUUUAUUCUUUUUACAUAUAUAAUUUCACCUAUAGUUACCUGCAUAUGGUUUGUGCGCUAUUUGUCACCAUUUGUUACGAGUAUGAUGGUAUAUUUCAGGUUCUAUAUGUUUUAUUGCAUGUGCUUUUGAGUUAUCUCAAAUGAUUUGCUA
Messenger RNA from Hevea brasiliensis (rubber tree), 1918 nucleotides. RefSeq names its product dnaJ protein homolog. The transcript has 8 exons. The record is from RefSeq and is a predicted model, not a curated record. Lineage: Eukaryota; Viridiplantae; Streptophyta; Magnoliopsida; Malpighiales; Euphorbiaceae. Gene Ontology annotation, cellular component: cytoplasm; cytosol. The coding region runs from base 424 to 1686 and encodes 420 amino acids. Gene Ontology annotation, biological process: protein refolding; response to heat. Gene Ontology annotation, molecular function: ATP binding; Hsp70 protein binding.